Messenger RNA from Theobroma umbraticum, 2261 nucleotides. The record is from RefSeq and is a predicted model, not a curated record. Lineage: Eukaryota; Viridiplantae; Streptophyta; Magnoliopsida; Malvales; Malvaceae.
AGCAGUGAUAAGCAGGGAAGGAGGAGAUAGACUCCCUGUCUCUCUGUACCUUUGGAUCUCAAAUGCAUUUCACUUUUAAUGCAAAACCCAGCAAAACCAUCAAUCCCUCCCUCGAACAAGAGAUUGUUGAGGUGAAUAGGUAAUGCCAGAGGCUGAAGCAAUGGGCUGCCCGGGAACAUACAGCUGACCCUUGGUUUGUCAAAGAGGAUGCUGGAAGGGCUUCAGAGUUUUCUGGCUGUCCAUCUUCAUCUUCAUCAAGAUUGGAUGCUGAUGGAACAAUAGUCAUGCUGCAAGUGGACCAGAUCAGGCUACUCCUCUUAGCAUGCCCGAUAACCAAAAUCUGGUGCCAACACCUGACUCUCAGUAGUGGUUGCAACUGCGACACCACAUUGGGAACCAUAAAGAUUUUAUGUGUGCACAACAAAAUGUCCCGCAGAUUGAGCUUGAAGUUUCGGAAGCUGGUUUUCUUAAUGAAAGUCCCCAAAUUAGCAAGGAUCAUUGUUUUGAUGAAAGUUCUCAUUGUAUAAAAGAUCGUAUUCCUGAGGAUCCACAGAAGGUCUAUGCUGAAUGUGUGAAAAGUGAUCACAAUGUUAGAAAGGAAGAAUCCAAUGCAAUACUCAAUAGCAAUGCACAAAAAGCACCUAAGAAGCGUAUGGAGGAUUCCUGGUAUCUAGAUGAUCAUCUAAUGGGCUUAGAACAGAAUUGCUUAAUCUCGAAACAGCCUAAGACACCUUUUUCUGAGUUUGAACCUCAGUUAGUGCAAGCUGAGAAGACUGAGCCAUGGUGGCACAUAAUUGACAAAGAUGAAUUGGCUUCCAUGGUUACUCAGAAAUCAGUUGAUCGUGUUGAAAAUUGUGAUCUUCCACAACCACUAACCAAGGAUUUCAGGAAGGGGCAACUUCCUUCACAAGAGUCGUCCGGCUAUUGUGAAACUCUGCCCUCAUCUUUAGAUUGGACAAUUAAGAAAGGCUUCUCUGAUCUUAGCAACCAUCAUUGGGGAAGGUCCAUCUCAGUUAAUUGUAGAUCAAAACCAAUGCAUGUUAGGUGAUAUGCAACACUCAUUUUCAAAUUCAGAUAGUUUAUUAAGGUAUGGUUCUAUAUUAUUUCUUUAGAGGGCUUUUGUAGUUUUAUCAUCAUCACUGAUUCUGUAUUUCUGAAAUAGUUCCUAUAAGGAGUCUAUAUAUAUUUCAUGAAACUUUACAUUUUCUUUCACUUUAUGCUCUCAACACACUAGGCAAUUUGUGCUGAGGUGCCCCUAUGGCGCUUAAGUAGGUGUCAUGAUAAUUUGAGUGUGCAAGAGCAUAUGCUGAAGUUACAAGGAUCCACCAUGCAAAACGAUACACAUCUUAUGCUUGCAAAAACUGUAUGAGUCAGCUAUAAUUUUAAGUUUGAAACUUCAGGGAUGUUUAUUGGUUAUCUGUAACAUCAUCCUACAAAAGGAGCUGAAACCAAUGGAAUUCUAGACCUUUUCCUUUGGUAUUACUGAGAUAUAUAUGUCAUUCUCAGACAUGAGCAAGAGAAGCAGAGAAAGCAGGACAAAAGGCAUAUAAUGAGAAGGAGCACAUCAUCAGAGUCUUUUUCAGACAGGUUUCUCAACUUUUUUGCAUACCAGCAGUGGCUCUAACUGCUGCAGCUCAAGAAUUCUUCAUUCUAGCUUUGUUACAAGAACCAACCAGUUUCUACUCUUUUUCCAGCUGGAUUACAUUGGGUACCAUACAAAGGCAUGCAGACGAAGAAGGCUGACCACAAAGUUGUUGACCAAAAGCGGAGCUCAAUGAACUUUGGGGCCGGUAGAUCCACCACGGCAUUUUGGGUGGGACUGAGCCUUGCUGGAGCUGGAUUACUCCUUGGUUGAACCAUGGGGUGGUUGUAUCCUUAUAUCACCUUCCACAUUUUCUAUGUGGCGCAGAUUGGCAUCUGCUUGACUAGAAUUUGACAUUCGUCUUGGAACUGGAUUAGAGCAAGAGGAUGUGAGUCUCAAAUUGGUGGUGUUUAUCAAUAACUGUCAUAUUUGUAUAUAUGGAUUUACUCGUUUAGAGAUUCUGAAUUUGUGUGGAGAUUGUAAAUUAAUGUAUUCCAAUUUCCACCACGAUACUCACAUCAUACACCAAUAAUGUUAUUGGUGAACUAACAUAUAGGUAAAGUAUAGCAUUUUAAAAAGUUCUUUAAUUAUAUGAAAAAAUUUUAUUUUUUAUUAUACUUAAUUAAGUUCAUGUAUUUUUAUUGAUUGAACUUAAUAACAAAAUAAAAAUUUAUUUGAA